Messenger RNA from Antrostomus carolinensis (chuck-will's-widow), 2053 nucleotides. It is a transcript of the gene KIF2C, whose product is annotated as kinesin family member 2C. The coding region runs from base 221 to 2053 and encodes 610 amino acids. Gene Ontology annotation, biological process: microtubule depolymerization; microtubule-based movement. The transcript is spliced from 20 exons. NCBI's taxonomy places the organism in Eukaryota, Metazoa, Chordata, Aves, Caprimulgiformes, Caprimulgidae. Gene Ontology annotation, cellular component: microtubule. Gene Ontology annotation, molecular function: ATP binding; microtubule binding; microtubule motor activity. The record is from RefSeq and is a predicted model, not a curated record.
UGAGAUUGAUGAUGUGAUAACAAUAAAUCCUGAGUUAUCAGAAGAAAUACCUGCUGCAGAUGUGAAAGAGAACCUUCCUUUGCAAGAGAAUGUAACUGUACAGAAACAGAAGCGCAGAACAACCCUUUCAAAAAUUCCUGCUCCACGAGAAGCUGCAGCAGUGACACCUAAUGUCUCUGCACCUGAGCAGAAGUUUCCAGCUGUGCGUGGCCGCUCCAGGAUGUCUGUUAUCACAGAAUCUCAGUGCACCCUCCAGGAAAAUGAGAUGGGAGAGGAUUCCUGCCCAUCUAUACAGCCCAGAAACAAUUUGUCAGUUCCUGCUGUCCGAACCAGGACUAGCAGGCUGAGCUGUGCUCCGGAAGCCUCAUUGGCAAAUGUAAAUGAAAAUACAGAGGAUCACCUGCCUGCUGCUAGAAUGAGUUCUUCAGUGAGCCCAGUUCGGAGAAGAUCUAAUGUUGUGAAAGAGAUGGAGAAAAUGAAAAACAAGAGAGAAGAAAAGAGAGCUCUAAUUAGUGAAAUCAGGACAAAACGUGCACAGGAAUUUGACAGCAGCUGUCCAAACUGGGAGUUUGCAAGGAUGAUCAAGGAAUUCAGAGCAACUUUAGACUGCCAGCCAAUUUCUAUAACUGAUCCAAUAGAACAGCAUAGGAUUUGUGUCUGUGUGAGGAAGCGCCCUCUCAAUAAACAAGAACUUCUAAAAAAGGAAUGUGAUGUGAUUACUGUUCCGAGCAAGUGUGUCCUGCUGGUGCAUGAGCCAAAGCAGAAAGUGGACCUAACAAAAUACCUUGAAACCCAAGCAUUUAGAUUUGACUUUUCAUUUGAUGAAUCCUCUUCUAAUGAAAUGGUAUACAGGUUCACUGCUAGACCUCUUGUGGAGACCAUCUUUGAGGGUGGGAAGGCAACAUGCUUUGCAUAUGGUCAGACAGGCAGUGGCAAGACACACACUAUGGGUGGAGACUUCUCUGGCAGAGCACAGAAUGCCUCAAAGGGCAUAUAUGCUUUUGCAUCACAAGAUGUCUUCCUCCUCCUAAACCAGCCCAGGUACAGGAAUGAGCACCUGGAAGUCUAUGUGACUUUUUUUGAAAUAUACAAUGGAAAGGUGUUUGACCUCUUGAAUAAGAAGGCAAAGCUUCGAGUCCUGGAGGAUGGCAAGCAGCAGGUCCAGGUCAUUGGUCUCCUAGAGAAACAAGUUGGCUGUGCUGAGGAUGUCAUCAGAAUGAUUGAGAUGGGCAGUGCCUGCAGGACAUCUGGGCAGACGUUUGCAAAUGCGAGCUCUUCACGGUCACACGCCUGCUUCCAAAUCAUACUGCGCCGAAGAGGGAAACUGCUUGGCAAGUUUUCCUUGGUGGAUCUGGCAGGAAAUGAGAGGGGUGCAGACACAGCUAGUGCUGAUCGGCAGACACGAAUGGAAGGUGCAGAAAUCAAUAAGAGCUUGCUGGCUUUGAAGGAAUGUAUCCGAGCUUUAGGGCAGAACAAAUCCCAUACCCCUUUCCGGGAGAGCAAGCUGACCCAGGUGCUAAGAGACUCUUUCAUAGGAACAAACUCAAGGACCUGUAUGAUAGCAAUGAUUUCUCCAGGCAUGAGUUCGUGUGAGUACACCUUAAACACGCUGAGAUACGCUGACAGAGUGAAAGAGCUCAGCCCUCAUAAUGGAGGUGGUGAAACACAGAAUCAGAUGGAGACUGAGAAUGAGGAAACAGAGACCAGUGGAGAAGGCUCAGGUCUUCAACACAAUGUAUGUGAUGAGGAGGAAGAUAUCUCUCCCCAAAUGUUCAACUUUCGUGAAGCUAUUACUCAAAUCAGUGAAUGGGAGGAGAAGGCUGUAGAACAGCUUAGAGAACUGAGACAGAGAAUGACAACUGAACUUGACUGCCUCUUGGGAAUCACGGAGCAACCAGACUAUGAUCUCGAGACCUUUGUGAGCAGAGCUAAGCACUUCGUAGAGGAAAGCUCCAGAAACUGCCUUAGUGUCAGAGAAACGCUGGAUAACCUGGGGGCUGCCAUGCAACUGGAGGAGCAAGCCAGCAAGCAGAUGAGCUGGCAGAGGCCUUAG